AUGGACCCCACCAAACAAACCCUCCUAGUCGGUGGUCUAGUCGUAGACGUCUACUCCCACCCGUCCUCCACAGACCCCACCAUCCCCGUCCACGCCCUCGUCUUCCUCCACGGCAGAUUCGGAUCCUCACAGCACGCAGAUGUCGUCACAACCGCCAAAGCCAUCUUCGAUGUGAAUUAUGGAUCCGGUGCGGGCUCGCCGAGGACAAAAGAUCUUAUCAUCGUUGCUUUUGGCACGGAUUUGCGGAUCGAUGUUGAUGGUCAUGGGGUUGGACACGGACAGGAUCACAGGAACCACGGGACGAGACUCGUGAACAUCGAGCGGAAUUUUUCAUGGAACCCAGAUCCAGCAAAGAACAAUGACCAACAUGCCGUCGACAUGUACACCAUCCAAACUGGUUCGGCCCAAGACGUGUCCUUCCUCAUCGACCACCUGCCUUCAUUCCUCUAUCCCUCAAGCCAACGAACCAUCGUCGAAUGGGGUAUGGGUGGCGUAAGCCUCGGAGGACACGCGACAUGGAUAGCGCUCUCUCGAGAACCCCGCCUCAAAAUCGGAAUCCCCAUCAUCGGAUGCCCAGACUACACUAAACUGAUAUCCCAACGCGCAUUAUCCUCAGGAGUCCCUUUCAAGCCACCAUACUACCCAGACUCCCUCAAAGAAUACGUGGGCGCUCACGACCCCGCUCAACUUCCUUAUCGCGCAACGGAUGCUUCGAAUCCGUUUUUGGGGCGUAAGAUACUGGUGCUUUCGGGCGCGAACGAUACGCUUGUUCCGUGGGUGGCGACAAAAGAGUUCGUGCAGGGCCUUGAGGUUGGGAAGGAGGGUAUUAAGCGGUUUGUUUUGCAGGAGGGUGCGGGGCAUGAGUGUACGCCAGCUAUGCAGCGGGAGGCCGGGUCGUUUGUGAGGGAGUGGUUGAGUGAUUGGAGUAAUGCAAAUUUAUGA
Suillus clintonianus is the source of this 942-nucleotide messenger RNA. RefSeq names its product Alpha/Beta hydrolase protein. The record is from RefSeq and is a predicted model, not a curated record. Bases 1 to 942 code for a protein of 313 amino acids. Lineage: Eukaryota; Fungi; Basidiomycota; Agaricomycetes; Boletales; Suillaceae. The transcript has 5 exons.